This is a messenger RNA of Grosmannia clavigera kw1407, 1500 nucleotides long. RefSeq names its product allantoate permease. Bases 1 to 1500 code for a protein of 499 amino acids. The record is from RefSeq and is a predicted model, not a curated record. Gene Ontology annotation, cellular component: plasma membrane. Gene Ontology annotation, biological process: tripeptide transport; transmembrane transport; dipeptide transport. Gene Ontology annotation, molecular function: allantoate transmembrane transporter activity; dipeptide transmembrane transporter activity. Lineage: Eukaryota; Fungi; Ascomycota; Sordariomycetes; Ophiostomatales; Ophiostomataceae. The transcript has 3 exons.
AUGGCAGAUGCAAUUCCGGAUGCAUCGCCUACGGCAAUUGGCCGUAGGAUUGUGACAAAGGUCGAUUGGCACCUUGUACCGACACUUUUCGGCACCUGUCUGUUCUUUUACAUGGACAAGGGUAUUCUGUCCAGCGCAUCCGUUUUUGGCCUGGAGAAGGAUCUGCAUCUGGUCGGCCAGGAUUACAGCUGGUCCUCGAGCGUCUACUAUUUUGGGUACUUGUUCUGGAUGGGGCCGUCUGCUUGGAUGUGCUCGCGGCUGCCCAUUGCUAAAUACCUGACCCUCAACACGCUCAUCUGGGGCCUCAUCGUUGGUCUGACUGCCGCUUGCACAAGCUUUGGCGGCCUGGCAGCCAAUCGCUUCUUUUUAGGAGUCGCCGAGGCCGUUGUCAAUCCGGCCUUUAUGUACAUCACUUCGACCUGGUAUACACGCGAUCAGGUUCCCAAGCGCACCAGUCUCUGGUUUACCGGAAAUUCGAUUGGAGGUCUGGUUGCAGCCCUCUUCGCCUACGGUGUCGGCCACAUUUCUCAUCCUCUACACCCGUGGCGUUGGAUGUACAUCAUUCUUGGCAUUCUGACGGCGAUCUGGGCAGGGUGCAUAUUCUUCCUACUGCCAGACAGUAUCUCAAGGGCAAGGUUCUUGACCGAGGACGAACGACAGUGGGCGGCGGAUCGUGUUGUCCUGGCCGGGACAGGACGCACUGAAAAAGCGCCCUGGCGAUGGGAGCAGGCUGUCGAAUGUCUGGUCGACCCAAAGACGUGGUUCAUUGUUGCCAUCUUGUUUUGUGUCCAGCUUCCGUCUGGCGGCAUUCAGAGCUUCGCCAACAUUGUCAUCAAGUCAUUCGGCUUCUCCUCCCUUGAAUCGACUCUGUUGUCGAUCCCAUCAGAAGUGAUUGCCGCCUUGUCCAUUGCUAUUACUGGCUAUUUUGCUGGCCGCUAUCGCAACCUCCACUGUCUGAUGAUCAUCCUUUCCGUCAUCCCUGUCCUUGUCGGCGGAGCCAUGAUUUACAAAAGGAAGCACAUCUCCAAAGGCGCUCAGCUUUUCGCGUACUUUCUCAUCCAGACAACCUUUGCGCCUGUGCCACUUCUCAUGUCACUAAUUCAGACGAACUACAAGGGUGUUACAAAGAAGAUGACCAUGACGGCAAUAUUUUACAUUGUCUACUGCGCAGGAAACAUUGCCGGUCCCCAGCUAUUCAAAUCGAAAGAGGCACCUGCCUAUCCUACCGCCUUCAAGGCAAUUAUGGCAUGCCCAGCUCUCGUUAUCGCUCUCUGUAUUGCCUUCCGGAUCUACUUGCUAUCGCUCAACGCCAAGCGUGUUCGGGUGGAAGGAUUGGAAGGCAGCGCAGGUGUUUCAGGGGCUGUUGCGGGAGGCAAGGUCUUUGAGAUAGGGCAUAAGUCUUCCGAAACUGACAUGGCUCUUCAGCAAAUCGAGCUUCAGGCUGAGGACUACGAUGAUGUCACAGACUGGAAGACGCUCGGUUUUAGGUAUAGAUACUAG